AUGGGUGCACAGCAAUCAAUAUUCUAUUCAAGUGCUGGUGCUGGAAACAACAACAACAACAGUAACAAUAACAAUGGUAACAACAGCAGUGAUAACACAAUUUCUGGAGAAAACAACAACAAUAACAACAAUAAUAGCUAUGAAAGAAUUGUUCAUAAUCAAACAAGAUUACCAGAUCAUUUGCUUAGGGAGAUACUGGCAUGUCUUUGUUUGGCUACAACUAGUAAGCAUCAGAUUGCCAAUCAACUCGAAAUGUCACUGGUUUGCACUUAUUGGAUGCUACACAUCGUUCCUAGAGCCACUAAACAUGUUACAGUUGGCUCGAAUCAAACUGCCUUCUUACGUCGAUUCCCUAUACUACUCAAACAACUAUCAAACAACAUCUCUGCCACUGCCUGUCCCGAACAACAACAAUACACUCAACACUACAACGUCAACGAUGAGCUACAGCUGACAAAGUUGACUAUUAUCUUCUCUGGUGACGAUAAUGAUACUGCUAGCAACGCCAAAGAGGACCCUAAGGGUGUCCAGUUGCUGAAACGAAUGUUCAUGUCACAGGCAGACAAGGUCUCGCUGUCAGACUCCAAGUUGCCGUGGUUACAAGCCUACAGUCCACUGCUAGCGAAGCACUGGGGCCAUUGCCACUCACUCUCACUGUUCAACCUGCCGCCUUGGGAGAACCUUUCACAUCUCAUAUCAUGCCAGACCAAUGUUCGAACAUUGCGCGUUGUUGCCAUGCACAACAUAAUGCCACAGUUUGUCAAUGUGUUGUACAAGGCCAAGUCGAUAGUCAACGUCUCAUUCAGCUCGUACCACGUAGACCUGUCACACAACUCUGAGUACAGUAACUGCAGUGUCCCUCAUCACGUCCAGCAUCUCAAGCUACAACCAUUCCAUCGAUUCUCUGGUAAUGCAGCCCUGCCCAAUCUUGUCAAGUUGCAGCUGACCGUGUCGCGAGACCAUGAGUCCCACGGCCUCAAACCCGAUUUCUUUAGACUGAUGCCCAACAUCACCGACCUCACACUGAUCGAUGCAAACUUUAUCAAUCCAAUUGCGUCAGAUGGAACAAGCCAAGCAUGUAUACUCGCUGGCCUACCCAAUCUCAAGCGACUAUCACUCUCUGCAAUAUACAAGUCAACACAAGCCAGUGACAGGACACAGGAAGCAUUGAUGAUCGAUAACGUUAGAGCAGUAUCAAAGCAUUUGGAGAUAUUGAAGUUGAAGCAAUACAUUGUCGACGACCUCUCACAGUGGACGCUGUUACUGGACCAAAUACCACGACUUAGACAACUGACUUACACAAGCUCAGUGGACGCCGCCAAUCUAUCACUGCUGGCAUACAUGGAGAGUAGUAACUGCGGUGCGCCACUGAUCAAACUGAAGCUACAGACACCGAGCCACAAUACCAAUCUCUGUCGAUUCAUCGAGGCCAAUCAAACGAUCAAACAUCUCACACUCACAAUGUUCCAACAGCGAGAUAUAAAGAAUGUACUGGAGAGUGUCAAGAAGAACCAGACCCUACACACCGUUCAAGUGGACUACAUGGACAUCCGUCUGUUGGAGAGUGAUGGCAGGAUAAUUUCCAAACGAACUGUAUAUAACAAGGUCACCAAUCAAUCAGUGCUCAAGCUUAAGUACCUCGAGCAAUUGCUUUGCCAACAUACAGCUCAAUUAGUGGAUGUACAC
Molecule: messenger RNA, 1686 nt
Organism: Acytostelium subglobosum LB1
Lineage: Eukaryota; Evosea; Eumycetozoa; Acytosteliales; Acytosteliaceae
Exons: 1
Source: RefSeq, a predicted model, not a curated record